Messenger RNA from Diabrotica balteata, 1244 nucleotides. NCBI's taxonomy places the organism in Eukaryota, Metazoa, Arthropoda, Insecta, Coleoptera, Chrysomelidae. The record is from the annotation of a GenBank genome assembly.
AUGUUGGUUGAGAUGUUUACCAAUGGUGCACUACAUUCUUGGAUCCAGCGGUCCAUAGGUACAGAAAACUUUACAUUUACUGUUGAAAAUACGACCCAAAAAGGAGAGGGGUAUAUAGGGGACUUAUUUUUCGUUAAAAUUGUUUUGCAACAACCUAUUAAUGGAAAAGACGUUCUUUAUCUGGUCGCAAAGACAAAUAAGAAGAAUGCUGGAUCAGAAAAAUCUAUUUCUAUAGUGGAGGAACUUUGUAAGAGAGAAGUAUUCUUUUACAGCACAAUUCUUAAAGAAUACCAGGAAUUACAAAAUAACAGAAAGCUUCAAGUUCCUUUCAAUAUUGUACCCAAGUGUUAUAAAACGUUUUUAGAAGACGGCAAUGAAGUUAUUAUUUUAGAAAAUUUAAAGAAGGAAGGCUAUGUGCUACAUCCAAGAGAACAGCCCAUGAAUAUUGCACAUUUAGAACUGGGUCUAAAAUCCUAUGCAAAAUUACAUGCAUUAUCUUUUGCUCUGAAAGACCAAAACAAAGAAAUGUUUGAAAAUCUCUCAAAAAACUGUAUUUCCUUAGUGAAAGAGAUGCUUUUAAACUUCCAAACUUUAUUUGAUACAAAGACAAGUUCGUUAGUAGAAACUCUAAAAGAAGCUGGUAGACCUGAUCUGUCGGUUGUUUAUGAGAAAUUUAUAAAUGAGAAAAGUAUUUAUAACAGAUUUAUGGAAGUCACUAAUACUAUUUCCAAAGAUCAAGCCUUAAUCCAUGCUGAUUGCCACAAUGCGAAUAUGAUGUUUAAAUAUAGGGAUAAUGAUAAAUCAGUUCCACUUCACAUGGUUUUGAUAGAUUUCCAAGCAGUUUGCCUUCAUUCGCCAGUAAUCGAUUUGUCCUAUUUUCUAUACAUGAAUUUAUCACCAACUGAAUUUCCAAAACUAAAAGAUUUUGUAGAAUAUUACUAUACUGAGUUUUGCUUAUAUCUAAAAGAAUUAGGUAGUGAUCCUGAGGAGGUAUUCUCGCGAAGAAUUUUUGAAGAACAUUUAAAAUUAUACAUGCCCUAUGGCGUACUUAUAACACUGCCUUUCUUAGAGCUAUUAUAUCUUGACAACGAUGAGACGCCAGCGCUCGUUGAUGAAGAAAGCAACGAGUUCUUCGCAGGUUUCAAUAAUGAUCUGAAAAUAAAAUCACGGGAUGAAUAUGUGAAACGUCUGGUCGCACUGGUGGAUAGCUUUUUUAAUGGUCCAUAUGCGUAAAUAAAAAUUUA